GGAAGUAGUAAAAACCCGCUGAGAGCGAGCCGGCGCGGCACUGUAGGUUGGCGGGCUAGUGUAAUGGCAGAUGAGGAAGAAGAUCCCACCUUUGAGGAAGAAAAUGAAGAAAUUGGAGGAGGUGCAGAAGGUGGACAGGGUAAAAGAAAGAGACUCUUUUCUAAAGAAUUGCGAUGUAUGAUGUAUGGUUUUGGGGAUGACCAGAAUCCUUACACUGAGUCAGUGGAUAUUCUUGAAGACCUGGUCAUAGAGUUCAUCACUGAAAUGACUCACAAGGCAAUGUCAAUUGGAAGACAAGGUCGAGUUCAAGUUGAAGAUAUUGUCUUCUUGAUUCGAAAGGACCCAAGGAAGUUUGCUAGGGUUAAAGACUUGCUUACUAUGAAUGAAGAAUUGAAGCGAGCUAGAAAAGCAUUUGAUGAAGCCAACUAUGGAUCAUGACAACUUUUGUAUUUUCUGAAACUUCAUUAUCUUCGGAGCAAACCAUAUAUAAUAGCAGAUUUUCUACAGUAAUGUCCUGAUAUCUAGACAUAUACAUGAAAGACAUAGAAACAGUUUUCAGCCUUUAUUUUCAUGUCUUCAAUUUUAGAGUAUUUGCGAUGUUAACUGCUGCCUUUAUACAGCUAUACUUGAAUUACUUAUUGGAUUUUAAUGACUACACAAAAGUUAAAGUACCUUGCAAAUCACUCAGUUCCUUCUGACUUUGGACCAUCUAGAUGAAGUAGUAUUUAUGUGUAAGAUAUGAUUGUGCCAUUGCAAGCAAUACUGUAGCUGUUUAAUGUAUGAAACCUAAAUAGCAUGUUUGACUAUGAUAACUAAGGUAGUGCUUCAUGUAAGCUGAAGUUUUUAGGUAAAAGUAGUCUAAGAGGUUAUUAACGAUAAUAAACUGAUUUUGUUCUUUUAGGAAGAUACAGGAAAAUACAGUUUUGUAAGAAUGUUUGUCUUAAAAUAUAAUUUGUUUUUAAUAUUCUUCAGAUAAGUUUUUUUUUUUUUUUGAGAAAGUUUCACAUGAAUGCUUUGUAUUGAAAGGCUUUUUUUAAUUUAAAACCUUUUGGGACUUAUAACAUGGUGUUAGUUAUGAUUUAGGAGAACUCAUUUUCCCAGAUCAGAUUAAAGCUUCUAAAAAUAAAUACUUUCAGUAGCAGGAAUGGCAUUGCUUAAAAAGUUGAUGGCAGGAUUAGCAUUUGAGGUAGUGUUUUAUUAACAUUUGUAAGUACUUGUUCAUUGCGGAAAUGUGUAUUUGACUAAAACCUUAUGUGGCUAUGGAAAUCCCUUUUGUUGUCUAGGAUAUACAGGUUUUGUGUGUGUUUAGCUUACUGUAUUAAAUUAUUAUUGCACUUAGCUUAAAAUAAGGAUUAAAAUUGCAUUUAAAGGGAUUAUUGAAUAUUACUCUUCCUGAAGCUGAACUUUUUGUGUGCUGCUUAUAAACAUUCUCUAUAAAUCAGUACUUGGGAAAAUUUUACUUUCUUAACCUAUUGAUAUAAGAAAUAAGGUAUGAAAAAAUAAAUAAUUAAUGCUUGAA
Molecule: messenger RNA, 1519 nt
Organism: Lepus europaeus (European hare)
Lineage: Eukaryota; Metazoa; Chordata; Mammalia; Lagomorpha; Leporidae
Gene: TAF13
Product: TATA-box binding protein associated factor 13
Exons: 4
Coding region: 64-438 (124 amino acids)
Biological process (GO): transcription by RNA polymerase II
Cellular component (GO): transcription factor TFIID complex
Molecular function (GO): protein heterodimerization activity
Source: RefSeq, a predicted model, not a curated record